GGAGGCGACCUGCCUCAAAGGGAGGGAGCUGCGGUGGCAGCCCUGGCCCGAUGUCUCCAAGUUCAACGAGGAGAGUGGUCCGUGGUGCCGCUCCGCUGGGGCCAGCGCGGGGAGCUCUUCGCGCUGCUGCGGCAGCGCUCCACUGGGGAGCUCCGCGUCUGCGCGGCCGAUGUCCACCUGCCCGUCGAGAAGUGGGCCCCGCUCAGCUCGCCGGCGGCGGCCGUGAAGAACGCGGAGUACAAGUCCUUCACGUUCAACGACCACCUCUUUAUUCAAGAGCUCGACCGUGAGUCUGGGCAGCUGAGGGUCUACCACAUGCCGGACCCCAGCGCCGCCUGGACCGUGGCCUUCGAGGCCACGCUGCCCGAGGAGGUGCCCCCCAAGGAAGAGGGCCUGUGCCUCUCGCGGGGGGCUGAGCUCUGCGUCUUCUACGCCCAGGACCCGACCGAAGCCCACACGUGGCCGCGGUGGAGCCAAAGAGCGCCGAGGCGGAGGGCGCGUGCAGGGUGUUCAGGACCCGAUCACGGACCCGGGCAAGGCCUGGGCUCUGUCCCCGGAGGCCCCGCCGCUGUCCCCGAAGGCGACGCUGACGCCCGUGUACGCGAAGGCGAAGGCCGGGGGUCCAGAGAACUUCGAGACGGCGCUGCUCUCCGUGGACCAGGGCGAGAGCAUGCUCUCCGUUUUCCACGCCAAGGCCUCUGGCAAGCCCUGGGUCCUGGUCUCCAAGAUCCCGUACGAGACGCCAGACUAUGCUGCGCGUACGUGCCAGGGAAGCCGGAGCCGGUGCUGAUGGCCGGCAGCCCCAGCGACCGGAUGCUGAAGCUGUGCCACCUGAACCUGAUCGAGUGGUGCACCUUCAAGCAGGCCGACGACACAGACGCCUCCGCGCCCAGCCAGCCGGUUCUGGAGGAGAAGUUCAGCCGGAAGGUGCUGGGGUGGAGCCUCGCAGGGGCCGGGCGGAUGCUCGGUCUCCUGUCGCCCAG
This is a messenger RNA of Prorocentrum cordatum, 983 nucleotides long. The record is from the annotation of a GenBank genome assembly. NCBI's taxonomy places the organism in Eukaryota, Dinophyceae, Prorocentrales, Prorocentraceae.